This is a messenger RNA of Gopherus evgoodei (Goodes thornscrub tortoise), 1039 nucleotides long. NCBI's taxonomy places the organism in Eukaryota, Metazoa, Chordata, Testudines, Testudinidae. The record is from the annotation of a RefSeq genome assembly.
AUGAACCCACACGCAAGUAUAAUCAUCACCUCAAGCCUAAUCAUAGGACCACUACUCACAAUAUCCAGCAACCACUGAAUCCUAGCAUGAACAGGGUUAGAAAUUAGCACCCUAGCCAUCAUCCCACUAAUCGCCAAACAACAUCACCCACGCGCAACCGAAGCCGCCAUCAAGUACUUCCUAACACAAGCAACCGCCUCAACAUUAAUCUUAUUCUCCAGCAUCAUUAAUGCGUGAACAUUAGGCCAAUGAGACAUCACACAAAUAUCCAACAACAUCCCAUGCACAAUUCUCACUACAGCUCUAGCCAUCAAACUAGGAUUAGCCCCAUUCCACUUCUGAUUGCCAGAAGUACUUCAAGGAACUACUACAACAACUGCCCUAAUUUUAACCACCUGACAAAAACUAGCACCAUUAUCUCUACUAGUAAUAACCGCCCAAUCCCUAAAUACACCAUUAAUACUAACAUUAGGACUAACAUCCGCCAUUAUCGCCGGGUGAAAUGGACUAAACCAAACUCAACUUCGAAAAAUCAUAGCAUUUUCCUCAAUCGCCCACCUAGGAUGAAUGACUACAAUCCUCACUCUAUCACCUAAACUCAUACUACUCACAUUCUACACGUACAUUAUUAUAACCUCCACAAUAUUCCUAAUAAUCAAACUUCUGGAAACAAACAAAAUCUCAGUAAUAAUAACAUCCUGAACAAAACUACCAGUACUAAAUACUACAAUAAUGCUUACCCUCAUAUCACUAGCAGGCCUACCACCACUAACAGGAUUUAUACCAAAAUGACUUAUCAUUCAAGAACUGACUAAACAACAAAUACUCAUCAUAGCUACCAUAAUAGCCCUAUUAUCACUACUUAACCUAUUCUUCUACCUACGAAUCUCAUAUUAUGCAACCAUUACACUACCCCCAAACUCCACUAGCUACUCACAACAAUGACGACACAAACUAAGCCAAAAACACUACCUUGCCCCAAUAACUACACUAUCCACCACCAUACUCCCAACUGUACCCACCCUACUAGCCAUAACCU